UCGUGAGCUUGCAUCAUCUCUCUUACUUUUGUGGUUUGUGUGUGGGUCCCUUUCACUCGGGUACGACGAAAGAUUUUUUUUCUCCCUCCCACUUACCGGAUGUUUGAGUCACGACUUAGCUCGCUUUCCGUUCCCGAGGGAUGGGACAGGCAACCACCACUACAACCUUAUAAAACUACGGAAUUCGGAUUCAUUUCAACCGGAUAAUCUUCAAGGAUGUGUGUUCCUUUUAUAUGAUAAUUGAUUUAUUUCCUACUCACUUAUAUUGAAACUUGGGGUAAAUCUACCUACAUAUGUAGAACAGAGUACCUUGGUAUUGUCAACUGGUCUUUUUUUUCUUUUGAAUAUGGAGGGCUUGGAACUGAAGGAAGGGUCUGCUUGGUCUUGUCUGAUGAGGUGUGCCUCGUUCACGCGGGUUGAGUCCAUUACUGAUGGUUCUCAUGCUUGAAUGUUUCCAAUAUGCCCUUAAUACCAGUCACUAGAUAUAUCCCCUUGUCACUCUGCUAAAUUAUACCACGUUGCUGUAUCUAGCUGAGUACUUAGGUACCUGGAAAUCGUUCAUACUCAGCUCCAUCUUUCCACUGGCACAGCAUCAUGAGACAAUUAGUCGUGAUACCUACCCAGUAUUGGGAGCAAAAUUCUACACGCGAAGCAUGACUGCUGAUUUUGUUCCAUCAAAACACUUCUUGUCAAAAUGAUCAAUGUCUUCAACGCCCCAGGCGCUCACAAUUGCAAGGGUUUCCGACCAAAUGUAGCAAAAUCGUGAACACUAACAUCGCUUAUCUUAUCGCGAAUCCCUGCAAGAAUUUUCCCACCCCACCACCGCGUCGCAUAGGUAGAGAUUUUUUUGUGCAAGGUCAAUUUCAAACAAAACAAAACAAUCCAACAAACAUGUCUCUCCCGUCAGCAUCUGAAAGCGAUGUCCAGCUCGCUCAGCGCAUAAUUGGCGCCGCAGAGAGACACGAUGUUCCUGCCCUCAAGGUUCUUCUCAAAGAAGGCUCUGCGAAUGUCCAGGACCCCACCGCAACUGUUGCGACAUCUCCACUUCACGCCGCAAUUGCAGCUUGCGGGAAAGCUGAAGAGGGAAAGGAAUUGGAGGAAUCCGCUCUUGAAACUGUUCACUUGUUACUGGAGAAUGGCGCUAUCUGGAACGAUUUGAACAAGGAGGAUGAUACCCCAGGAUGCAUUGCUCUCAAACUAGGACAAACUAAGAUCUACGAGAUGAUGGUCGAAGCCGGUGUUCGCGCGGAAUUGCUUUUCUCGAAGAUGGAGGCUUUAGGUCUGGGAGGCAGCAACGAGGUCGAAAUUGAAGUUGAAGAGGAGGAGACCAGUGAAGAGCAACCUGCUGCUAAAAAGCAGAAGGUAUCCGAAGAGGAGGCGAAACCCGUCGAGACUGUCGACGAGAAAGUUCUUGAUGAUGUUUCUUUGGAUAACAAGGCAUAUCUGAAGAGUCAGCUGAGGUACAAGCCCGGAAUCCUCCUGGACGAGAGCGACAAUGCGGUUAUGAUGGACUGGGAGACUCAGAUUAUGCAACGUCACGCCGAGACGAUCGCCCCGAAGAAGGGCUUGAAGCUCAUGAAUGUAGGCCAUGGUAUGGGUAUUGUGGAUACGGCUAUUCAGACCCACGAGCCCUCUGAGCAUCACAUCAUUGAAGCGCACCCGCAAGUGCACCAGCGUUUGAGAGAGCAAGGCUGGUACGAUAAGCCCAAUGUCAUCAUCCACGAAGGAAGAUGGCAAGACAUUCUCCCCAAGUUGGUGGAGCAGGGCGUUGUUCUUGACGGUAUCUACUACGACACUUUCGCCGAGGACUACAACGCGUUGAAAGAGUUCUUUGCGGAGUACGUUAUCCAGUUGCUCGCCCCCAAGGGAAUAUUCGGGUGGUACAACGGUCUUGGUGCGGACCGACAAAUCUGCUAUGACGUUUACACAAAGGUAGCGGAAAUGGACCUCUACGAGGCUGGCUUUGACACAGUAUGGGAGGACAUCCAAGUCCCACCAACGCUCAAAGGUAGCAAAGAGUGGGAUGGCACGAGGCGACCAUACUGGACUAUUGAUGUUUACCGACUACCCGUCAACACUUUCGUGAAAUAA
Messenger RNA from Periconia digitata, 2091 nucleotides. The record is from the annotation of a GenBank genome assembly. Lineage: Eukaryota; Fungi; Ascomycota; Dothideomycetes; Pleosporales; Periconiaceae.